Morus notabilis is the source of this 1107-nucleotide messenger RNA. RefSeq names its product putative cyclin-D6-1. The transcript is spliced from 6 exons. The record is from RefSeq and is a predicted model, not a curated record. Gene Ontology annotation, biological process: mitotic cell cycle phase transition; regulation of cyclin-dependent protein serine/threonine kinase activity. NCBI's taxonomy places the organism in Eukaryota, Viridiplantae, Streptophyta, Magnoliopsida, Rosales, Moraceae. Gene Ontology annotation, molecular function: cyclin-dependent protein serine/threonine kinase regulator activity. Bases 1 to 1107 code for a protein of 368 amino acids. Gene Ontology annotation, cellular component: cytoplasm; cyclin-dependent protein kinase holoenzyme complex; nucleus.
AUGACGCUGAAACAGGAUUAUGAUCCAUACGAGCCACUUCCAAUGCUGGACAGCGAAGACGUGGGGAAGUACUUCAAGGUCGAAGACUCGUACAUGGCGGCGAAGGGCUACGCAAGAAACAAGCACGCCAAGAAAUAUCGAGAAAGGGCGGUGCUUCUAAUCUCCAAAUACUCAAAUUACGAAGACUUUGAUCCUGUGAUACCCUAUCUUGCCAUGAAUUAUUUCGAUCGGUACAUUUCGAAGACGCCUAUACUGGGAUUAUCAAGAAAUGGAAUACAUAAUGUAGAUCUCACCGCCCUAGCUUGCCUUGUACUUGCUUGGAAGAUGAGGGACUUGAAUUUCAAGACCCCUAAAUUUCUGGCAGAACGGCAAGAUCUUGCUGGGGUUUCGACGUUGGAAUUGGUCAAUAUGGAGAUUCGAAUAAUGCACUCACUCGAUUGGCGUAUGCGCUCAGUGACAGCCUUCUGUUAUUUGCCAUACUUUGAGCCUAAGUUCCACUCGACGUAUGGCUUCAGCCGAAGAACUCUCAACGAGAUCAUUAUACAAAUACAAGAUGUCAUUGGGAUGGUGCAUUAUAAGCCUUCAGUAAUUGCAGCAUCAGCUCUUCUUUCAGCUUGCUACUAUCUUUAUCCCGAGCGAUAUCAGAGCUUUUUUCAUCGCAUAACUUUGGAUGAUAUCUUCCAACAGUAUCGUAAUCACAUUGAGCUCUGUGUGGAAGGUAUGAUAAGCGUGUGCAACAAUUUGCAACUUAUCAUCGAAAGUAAGGUGCCAGAGGAAGAAACCUCACGGAUAAGACAAGUACAAGCUGGGUGGAAACAGGAAGGACCGAGUACACACUCAACAAGUAUGACAAGGCUAUUGAGUACGGAGGAGCGCAAUGAAAGACUGCAGUUUGACUUUCGGCUCAGAUGGAGUAUCGAGAAUAGCAACGUCAAUGCAGAGGAUUUUGUCAUUUUUAGACCUCUACCUAAAGACAGACCUGUGGCAGAAAAAAAAGCAGAGGAAGAGCCAAAGCCACAGCCAGAGCCAUCUCAAGUUGCUCCUCAAGUUGAAGUGGGACCCAAUAAUAGGACUCCCCACAGCAAAGAAUGUUGCAGCCUCCUCUGA